This is a messenger RNA of Zingiber officinale, 1671 nucleotides long. RefSeq lists its product as uncharacterized. The transcript is spliced from 4 exons. Bases 7 to 1185 code for a protein of 392 amino acids. Lineage: Eukaryota; Viridiplantae; Streptophyta; Magnoliopsida; Zingiberales; Zingiberaceae. The record is from RefSeq and is a predicted model, not a curated record.
UUGUGGAUGGCAUAUCUUGAGCCAUGGAAGAUUAGUCCAGAUGAUUUUUCUGAAUUUGAAUUUGGAGAAAGAAAGGAUUUAGAAAAUAAAGGCAAAGAAAACAUGGACAAAAAAACCAGUGGCAAGGAUGCGAACUGUAUGGAAUUACACUAUUCACCAGGUUUUGAAAGUUAUGUUUUAUCAAAUUAUCUGUUCUACAGUUCAUUGGUUGUUCACUUUCUUGGGUUUGCCCACAAGUUUCUCCAUACAAAUCCAGAUUCAGUUAUCCAGAUGGUGCUGAAGGUAUUAGACAUUAUGACUGCAUCCAAACAACUGCUGGACCUUCUUCAGAAAGUUAGUGUUGCUUACCAUUCCAAACCAGUCGGUGCUGCUGUAUAUUCUUCUAAUGACAUGCAGAAAUAUGUAUCAUCCAUCCAUGAACAAUUGCAGGAUUGGGAGGAUGGCCUUUAUGAGACUGAAGCAGAUGGAUCUUUCUUACAUGAGAACUGGAACCAUGAAUUGAAACUUUUCAGUGACAGUGAAGAUGGAGCACAUAACCUACUUCAGUUAUUCAUGCUACGGGCUGAACAUGAGAUCCAAAUGUCUUCUGGGGACGUAUCCAGUAACAUGCAGGCUUUGGAUGCAAUUAGAUCAAAGAUGUUUGUUCUUUUCGGCAUCUCAGCUAGGAAAUCUGCCUCGCUUACACUUACGACCUCUCAGACUCAUGAUAUCCAUCAUGCACGAAAUGAGUUAUUCACUCCCAAGCACCCAGGUGUCGGAGAACGUUCCUGGUCCAAUUUAAAAUAUAAAGGCGAUUGGAUGCGGCGGCCAAUCUCUGACACUGAAGUGGCAUGGUUAGCAAACCUGUUGAUCAGAUUCUCUAAUUGGUUGAACGAGCUUCUUGGUCUUAACCAUGUCGAUGAGGGCAACUUGACCAGCACAACCAGCCCAACCAUUGUGCAUUUAAGUAGCAAUGAAGUGCGUAACUUGGAGGGACCAAAGGAAGCAAUAACCAUGUUGUUGGAGCUCGUCGGUUCGUUGUUCAGUCUGUUUGGUAAUGUAGUAGUGAAGUUCUUGAGAUCACAUAAGAUGAGGAUCAACUUGAGGGUGUUGGCCUCCAAGAAAUUCGCAACGCUGCUGCUGCUAUAUUUUAUUUUCUGUCUGCUGAAAAAGCUCUUCUCUGCGGUAUUUGUAGCCAACCCUUGAGACACUUCUCCAUGAAAUCCAUCUCACACGGUUAAUGUAGCCUUUGACGCAUCACGGAAGUAAACUAAAUGUGUACAGUCAUACACAUACAUGAUACAUGCAUACCUACUUAAAAUAUCAUGAAAAGUUCACACGAGGUUUGUGUCAUUUCAGUUUUCUGAAUUGAACUCUGGUGUUUCAUUUGUUCAGUACUCACUGAAAUGGUGUUGUGUUGAUGAUAAAAUGCAUAUCCAAGUCCUGACCGCCUGGAAUGUGCUGCCGCCGCUUGUACUGCAGAAGCUGAUGAGGCUGCCGACGCCGAUGGUACUGCAGAAGCUGACGAGGCUUGGACGUCGUCGACGAGGUGAAGGACAGACCUGGCUUGUGAUAGAUCAUUAAGGCCUGUACCUAGGGCUUUAAUAAAAUUGGGUCUAUUAUUUUACAAAAUUUUUGAAAAGCUGCUAUUAUUUUCACAAAAUCUAUAAUUGGUGAGCAUUAAUAGGUCCA